AUGAAAUCGAAAACUAUGACAUUAUUUUUAUCACUUUUGAUAGCGAGAAAGUAUUUCAGUAUUAAACCAAUAAUAGAGUUACAGCAUAUGCCAAAGACAACUGAACAUUUUAUCUCCACUUAUUUUGUUAAUGCUGAUGAAAUGUUCAAAAUUCCUGUUUUAUUAUUUAAUUCUAUUUUUGGAAAUCUUUUUGUUGAUAUUCUUUCACUCAAUUCGAUCAGAAUCAUUUCUUCAUUCAAGCCUUCCUGCUUCUGGGAUCAAUGGAACGAACAAGAUGAUGAAAAGCUCUUUGAAGCAGAUUUAACAGAGCAUCCUUUGGAAACACCUGUUUACAUUUCUCUUUCGAAUUACUUAGAGAAGAAUCUAGGUAAAUUGAUAAGUUCUGGAAAAUUAGGAACUGUUGAUUCUAAUGAUAUCUUUAUUUUGACAGAUAAAGAUCUCAUUGCAAUAAUAGAGAUCAUUUCGAGAGAAAGCUAUUCCGUACAUUUCAGAUUAAGGGGAUUGGAAUUCAAUGAUGUUUCUCCUUGUCAUUUGAAAAAUAGAAAUAUUAUUUCUGAUGAUUUAAACAUGAUUUUGCAAACUGAUAGUUUUAGAAAUAAUGUUUAUCAUUCUCUAAAAUUGUCAAGAGGGCCUCAUCAUUUAAUACAAUCUGAUUUGUUUUUCCCAGUCAGGUCAUUAGUUCUCUACGAUUUCACUACUUUCUUCGCUUUAGUGAAUGAACAAACAAGAGAAAAUUUGAAAUUCGUAAUUCUCGUACUUGUAUUGAAAGAAUCCGAUAUCUUCAAUAAUCCAGAAGAUUAUUCAUAUGCACCAAAUAAUGAUGAUAAAUUUUCCUUCUAUUUGUCUAAAUUCGGACUAAGUUUGAGUGAAGCUGAUUAUGAAUUUGCAAAUUGCAUUAGAUAUUCCAUUCAAACAGCAAUAGGAAUCAAUAUUGCACGGAAUAAUCAGUUGGCUAACUUAUUCAUGCUACUUAAUAACCCUCAAAAAUUUGAAAUUGAAAUUCUUGAUUAUGAUAACGAAAAAGUUCGAUCGAUAUUCGUCGACUUCACAAGGAAAUAUAUUGCGUCAUUAAUGUUUGCAACUGUUCAUAGCUGUUCAGAAGUUAAUUGGUCUAAUCCAGAUGUUGAUUUUCUCACUGAUUUUUAUCAUCAAGCUGUAGAUCAAUUUUGUCCUCUUCCUUUGAGAUCAGCUGAGUUUAGAGAUGCAUUUCUUAACAAAAAAGAAGUAGUAGUUUCAGAUUCCAAGAAAAAUCAUGAUAAAUUCGGAAUUUAUAUGUGUUCUGAAGAGAACUCAUUUAAUUUUAUUAAAUACAAUCAGCUGCAAGCUCAUUCCUUAUGGAAUUACUUUGCAAUUAUGCAGUUGUAUUAUAGGUGUGAUGAUCCGGAGAGCAUCGUAUAUAAAGAUGUCCAGUGUCACAUGCGAAAUUUAUUCUAUACAUCAGCAAGCCAUCCUUUAGGAUAUCCUGUUUAUGUAUCACCAAUUCUUACUUCAUACUAUCUACCAACCUUUUUGUAA
Molecule: messenger RNA, 1515 nt
Organism: Trichomonas vaginalis G3
Lineage: Eukaryota; Parabasalia; Trichomonadida; Trichomonadidae
Product: pecanex family
Exons: 1
Coding region: 1-1515 (504 amino acids)
Cellular component (GO): membrane
Source: RefSeq, a predicted model, not a curated record